Messenger RNA from Synchiropus splendidus (mandarinfish), 2582 nucleotides. RefSeq lists its product as uncharacterized. The transcript has 5 exons. The coding region runs from base 113 to 877 and encodes 254 amino acids. The record is from RefSeq and is a predicted model, not a curated record. Lineage: Eukaryota; Metazoa; Chordata; Actinopteri; Syngnathiformes; Callionymidae.
GAGCCGCGAGCGUCAGCUGACCGCCGAGCACCGCUGCGUCCCCCGCUGCCGCCGCUGCCGCCCCAGACCUCCUCACUGCUGCCUCCUCACGGCCUCCAGGAACUCAGGUUUGAUGUCGACGUCCGUCUUCACUCCACGGCUCUGUGGACAUCUGGUGUGUGGACUCUUCAUGCUGGCCUCGCUGCAACACCUGACUGCAGGUCGACUCAGCAACUGCACUCACCCUCUGGUGCAGGAACAUGGAGGCUUCCGCUGCGACCCGUCACCGUGCCGUGGAUUCCCUCAGAGAACCACCAUCCACAUGUUCUGCGAGCCGGGAUUCCACCUCAGCAACAAGGUGCGCAUGUCCAGGUGUCGCCACGGCCGCUGGGUGCCGCCCAUCCCUGCGUGCGUCCCUGUCAACGUAGGAACGCGAAUGAACUCUGACAGCCGAGGUAGCGACUCCAUGGGCAACAUGGUGACCACGGCUGUGGGUGUGUCCAUCCUCCUGCUGAGCACCACGGCCUGUCUGGUGGUCAAGUCUGGACUUUACCCAUGCCAGACGCAGAACCGCCGGCGCUCGGACCAGCUGGACCUGAUGGUUGAGGGCCUUCCUGUGUCGCUGCCGUCGUACGAGGAGGCCGUCUAUGGCAGCUGGGGUCAGCGCCUCGCAUCUUGCUCCACACCAGGACCCACGCAGCUCCUGCUGGCUCAGGAGGCCUCUGGACCCCAAGGUUCACCCCAGAACAGCCAGUCAGAGGACAGCCAGCGCCCCCUGCUGCCCAUUCACAGCCCCGACCAGCCCCCGCCCCCUUACGAGGAGGUCCAGUCACAUCGCAGAGACAGACUGGGUGACUGCCAGCUGCAGGUGGCGCUCUCUGAUAACAAGAACUCCUGAACUUGUUCAGAUCUGCUCCCAACACUUUCGUCCAGAUGGGAAAUCACGAAUGUAUGGAGCCUCAGGAGACGUUCCCGAAUGUAAAUAGAGACAGUGCGCUUGUUGUUUGACCAUGUGAGGACGACCGGGUCCAGGAGUCAGAACUAGGACUGUGAUGACUCAGAGUUCCUGCUUGAGGUCUCAGCUAUGACAUUCACCAGGUCCAUGUGGUGAGAGACAGAUGUCUUCAAGUCCCGAAGUGCUGUGGGAAGGCCACUGAAAGUAUUUCCACUGCAGGCCUCUGGACUCCUUCACAGAGCUCCUACAUCCGUGAGGUAUGUGGAGUCGAGGAGCAGCUGCUUUGGAACCAGGCGUUUUUCAGGUAUGCGUCCUUAACACCUUUCUGGUGAGAUGUUCCUACAUGAGAGGGUGGCAUGGGGCUGACCCAGUCGCUGGCAAGGUUCACAUCUGGUCCACAUGCUGACCACUUCUUUCUUAGUUGGUCCACAUGAAAAGAACCAGUCCAUACAUGGCUAACAUUAGGUGAGGUGGACAUUGUGGAGCAGAACCAGAUGAAUCUCCACCUCAUGGCCGGAACAUCUGGAGAUGGGAGUUGACUCAGUGGAGACAUGUAGAACCCAGGUUUUGUUUCUCUGCCCGCCGACACCCUCAGACCAUGAAUGUAGUUGAGUCACAUCUUUGUGUGAGAAGAUCCGCACAUCGUUCUUUAUGUUGUUGCUCAAUAAAUUUGUGUUGAAGCUGCGCAGUCGUGACUUCCCGUAGUUGGCUCGAAUUGAGAACAUUUUAGGGACCACAUCAGCUCCAGGAGUCUAGGACUCACCAUAAGAGAAGACUGAUCCACUGGACAGGAAGUGACGUUUUGGACGCGGUAACACACCGAACGAUGCGUUUAUCCUUCGUUGACGCAGCACAAUCUGACCACCAGGUGUCGCCACUGCUGCGGUGAUACCAGCUGUGCGUUCACCUUCAUCCCCAGAUCAACACUAACACAAGCUGUGAUUGCUUUCGUCUUUAUUGUUCCAUUUCAGAGUAAAAUGAGCAGAACAAUCCCUCCUACAAGGUUUCAGCUCCACUCAGUCACCACUUCGUCCAGAAGUGGGACACGAACGUAUCAGAGGAAUCUGGACCGAACAGAACGUGAGACGAACAACAGUGACGUGACCAGAACUUUCUCGUGUUGCAGCUCAGGAUGUAUGUGGGUUUGUUGUGCAAACUCUCGCAGGAGGCGGUGUGUGUGUGUGUAGGUGUGUCGUAUCGGUUCUGUAGAUCUGGACCAUCAGCUGACAACAUCCUGCAUCAGUCGUCAGAUUCUCCGCGUCGGUCGGACAAAUAAAAACAGUGACAUCAAGUUCCUCGCGUCCGCAGACAUUCAGGCUGAACUGUUCUUCACGUUUCCGUUAGUUCAGUAUUUACAGAAUAAAUUAGCUGACGCUGAUAAAAUAAAUAAGUGAAGCAGCUUCGUGAAGGAGAUGAAACACUUGGUGGAACUCAGCGGGGCGGCGCCUGAAAACUAAAGUCUGGAGUUGAGUUUCAAUUAUAUACCUACUUUUUUCAGGUCAUACGCUGAAGCAGUAGAAGGUCCUCAUGACCCAGCACCACACGACCAGAUGCAGCACCAGAUCUGAGUGUGGCUCUCCUCAGAUGGGGUCUCCUGGGUGAGGAGGAUCUACAGGAGCUUGGUUAGAGCCUGGAUGAACCUGGUCCU